Molecule: messenger RNA, 902 nt
Organism: Lactuca sativa (garden lettuce)
Lineage: Eukaryota; Viridiplantae; Streptophyta; Magnoliopsida; Asterales; Asteraceae
Product: mediator of RNA polymerase II transcription subunit 7a
Biological process (GO): regulation of transcription by RNA polymerase II
Cellular component (GO): core mediator complex; mediator complex
Molecular function (GO): transcription coregulator activity
Source: RefSeq, a predicted model, not a curated record
AUGCUCUGAACAUAAAAACUGCCUCCAGCUCCUCCUUCAACAUCGACGGACACCUUCUUCCUCCACCAUUAGCCGGCCAUCAGACCUACCAUUGCCGUCGACCAGCAGCGCCUCUCCGCCUUCAACUCCUCUGCGCCGAUCUCUUCCCCUCGUCCCCGACGGAAAACCUAUUGUAAAUGGCAACAGCAACUUAUCCACCUCCUCCACCAUAUUACAGACUCUACAAAGAUUAUGAACAAGACCCCACCUCUGCUCCAGAACCUCCCCCUCCUAUUCAAGGAACUUACCUCUUAUAUGGUGCCAAUUACACUACUGACGAUGUAUUGCCAAGUUUGGAGGAUCAGGGUGUUCGCCAGCUGUACCCAAAAGGCCCAAAUGUUGAUUUCAAGAAGGAAUUGAGGUCGCUAAAUAGGGAACUGCAGCUGCAUAUAUUGGAGUUAGCUGAUGUUUUGAUAGAGAGGCCAUCACAAUAUGCAAGGAGAGUGGAAGAUAUUUCUCUUAUAUUCAAGAAUUUGCAUCACCUUCUUAAUUCGUUAAGGCCACAUCAGGCGAGAGCGACUCUUAUUCACAUACUUGAACUUCAGAUACAAAGACGAAAGCAAGCUGUGGAGGACAUCAAAAGGAGGAGAGAAGAAGCACAAAGACUUCUCAAGGAGGCACUUGGGACAUUGGAGGGACAAUAAAAAUAUGAAUGUUUAACUACCAAAUCAAGAAGUGGAGUAUUUUUUUUUUUUUUGUGAACUAGCACCUAAGAUUUCUAUGGUUGUAAAUGUUUCACAUGAGUCUUUAUUUUUAUUAUAGUAGAGUACAUUUUAGAAAAAGAAACCGAGCAUAUUUAAUGUUAAACCCUAAUUUUGUUUCUCAUUAUCUGUUUAAUUACAAAAGAUGUUGAGACAUGGUAA